CCGCCCCUCCUUCCAGUCAGCCACUCCGAAACGCUCGCCCUCCGAGGCUUUGAGAGCCAUUUUUGUUUCAUGGCAGGGAGCUCGGCGGCUCUCGUUUCAAUGCUCUCAGAAGGGACUCGGUAAAAGACACCUGAAGUCCUUAUGCAUACCAGCUGUGAAGGUGCACCAUGAAUUUUGAAGAGCAGGGCAUGGGGAGGGUAGUCCAUUCCUGGGCCAGAUUUGCCCCAGCUGGGCAAACUGCCCUCGAAGAGGCCCUGAGGGUCUUUAACCCCAUGUCCAAGGAUCUGUCGGACACUGAAAGACAAAUGGCGUCCUUUCUUAAAGAGCUGAGGAAAGAGGGAGCCAAGCCUGUGAUUUUGAGAAGCAAGGAUGUAUAUGGAUACACGUCUUGCACCACAGAACCUAUCUCUUCCAGGAUUGGCAGCAAGGUUCAGAGAGUGCAGAAACCUUGCAAGAAGCGAGGUCGGAAAGGUUUAAGCAAGUCCAAGGAUGUGAAUUAUGCGAUGCUCAGUAGAGCGGCAAAAGACAUUCUACAAAACCAACCCAAGAUCCUGCUUAAAAAUCUCUCAGUGGACAGUCUUAAGCAGAACGUUGCGUCUGCAAUGCUAGAUAAACAUUCUGUUCAAGCGCAGCAGUGCCUCAAACUAACAAACAUAAAGGGGUUGACCGGAGGCCACACCGCAAGAUUGCAGAUUCAUUUUGGUUCGGAUUCCAAAAGCACCCCCAGUUUUGCUCUGGGACGGCCACCAGAUCUCUCCGGAAUCCCCCACUCUCCAACGGAAAAUGGCAGUCAGACGUCAAAUGUAGUUGCCUUGGACAACAAACGUGUUUUGUCAUGUCCGUUCAAAGUAGACGAUGCCCUUAUUGGAGACUCUGCCCCGGUCGUCUGUCAAAAUGGUUUCGGUCUUAAAGAUGGUAGCAUUUAUAAAAAGAUCGAAACCGUAUCAGGUAAACCUGAUGUGAUGACCAGCGGUCUGGACAAUGGUUCGGUGAGGAGACUCCGCUUCCAAAGCUAUAACUGGUCCCAGUCUACACUCACCAACGGCCAAGACGUUUCUAGACUGAAUGGCAAUGGUCUUGAAUGGAAGGUUAUAAAAGUAGACGAUUCGGUCACAGACGAGGAGGUGAGAAGGAAGGCACAGAAAAUCUUGCAAGUUAACUUGUCGCCUGUGAUACAGAUCCAUCCUCUUGUUGACUCUGUAUAGACUCGUUCUGGGGAAUUUUUGUUGUUGUUGUUUAGUUUCCUCUUCAGUUUUCUUGUUUCGCGAAGUUGCAUUUGUGGAAACAACAUCUAGGUUAUCUCCGGUUGGGAGUAUUGCAGUUACCUCCAAAUUUUGCAUUAUCAUCAAGUAGUUACUGACAUCAUAAUCCAAAGAUGAGAUGUUUUUUUGUUUUUUUUCUGCUCUCACAGUAUUUUGUUUUCCCCACACAUCUACCUUUCUUUUGUGUGUUGUUUUUUUUAUCUAACUUCUGAAGGAUUUGACUAAUGAACAAACCCUUAUUUAUGACUAUGCAGUUCCCAGAAUGUUCCUUGUGUUGGAAUACUGUGGGCAUGGACUGCUGUCUCACUGGAUCAUGGGAACAGACUGAAUUUGUAGAGUCCUUGGAUCCUGCUGAUGUCAAUGUCACCCAGGGACUUUUUUGACAUCAACAGUUUUCUUUUUUUUUUGUAAUAUGUUAGUCUGCCGGCAUAGACUGCAUAUGAUAUUUUUGUUUAGACUCUAACAUGUUCAAAUUGUGGGCACUUUUGCAUUUUAAUUUAAUUUCAGGGCAAAAUAAAUGGCCUUAUACUUUGAGAAGAGUGAAAUGUAACUGAAUCUUUGUACUUUUUCCUCCUUGGUGUACUUGUUUCUUUCUGCACUACAUUUCUCAUAAAUUCCUCAAAUGUUUCCUUUAAUGUGCCAACCCUGGUUUGUCGUUUCUUUACAGUUUUGUUGGUGCCAUGACCACAAAGAAUUGCAAAAAAAAAAAAGCGCUUCAUUUUCUGAGUUCUCAGCAUCCCGUCGAGCAGUGGACUUGCUUGUCCAUUGAUUGAACGUACCUCAAACACUUGAAUACGAAAAUGUUGUCCUCAUUAAUCCUGCAGUUCAUUCCAUACAUCCAUAAGUUGGUUGGUUCAUGUUUAUGUUUGAUGAUUUGUGGCCAUCUCGAUUGCCUUUUAUGCAUUUAACCAAAUUCUGUAAAUUACAAACUGAUUUUUAAUAGGAUGGUUUUGAUCCAGCGUUAAUUGGCGGUAGCAAAAUGGAAAAGGAAAAAUCCAUUCAGGUUGUCUGUUAAAUCUUGCUAAAGGCCAUUGUUCUGCCUCGCCAGGAUUCAUUUGAGGAUGAUUAAUGCGCAUAGAGCAAUCAUUUUAAGGCACAACAGGGAUGAAUGCUUGCUUUUUGUGCAAAAUAGGGAAGAGAUAUAGAAUUAAGAGGCCUUUGCCAUCUACUUUAGUUUGAAUGCGAACCAAUGGAGCAGUUUAUUGGCGCCACAAGGCAAACGUUUAAAAUGUUUUAUAAAUUUAAUUUUCGAGUUGACCAACAUAUGGGUUUCAUUUAAAAAAAAAACAACAAAAAAAAAAGUUUCGUUCACAUGCAAAAUACAACAAUUUGGUUUCCUGUUAAUCAGUUUUUAUUUUCAUCCAGUUGAAUCUGUGACACUCAGAAGCUGUAAAUGUCAGUGUUGUAUCUUUAGUUACUGUUACCGAGUUGUGAAUUAAAAAUAUGUUUGAGAAA
Molecule: messenger RNA, 2717 nt
Organism: Puntigrus tetrazona (Sumatra barb)
Lineage: Eukaryota; Metazoa; Chordata; Actinopteri; Cypriniformes; Cyprinidae
Gene: ccdc71
Product: coiled-coil domain containing 71
Exons: 2
Coding region: 168-1205 (345 amino acids)
Source: RefSeq, a predicted model, not a curated record